CCCGCCCCCCUCCUCCGUCCCGCCCAAGCCAUGAACUUUGGCCGCGGCCCCGCCGUGGUAUUGAACGUCGGGGGCACCCGGUACUCUUUCUCCCGGGAGGUGCUGAAGGAUUUCCCGCUACGGCGGGUGAGCCGCCUGCACGGCUGCCUGUCGGAGCAGGACGUGCUGGAGGUGUGCGACGACUACGACCGGGAGCGGAACGAGUACUUCUUCGACCGUCACUCGGAGGCCUUCGGCUUCAUCAUGCUCUACGUGCGGCACGGGCACCUCCGCUUCGUGCCGCACAUGUGCGAGCUCUCCUUCUACAACGAGCUCAUCUACUGGGGGCUGGAGGGCUCCCACCUCGACUACUGCUGCCAGCGCCGCCUCGACGACCGCAUGUCCGAGACGUGCACCUAUUACUCGGCCGAGGAGCCGCCGGGGGAGCCCAGCGCCGGUCCGAGGGGCAAAGCCCGGCGGACGGCGGCAGCCGAAGGGGGGAAGUGGCUGGAGAGGAUGCGGCGGACUUUCGAAGAGCCCACGUCUUCGCUGGCAGCCCAGGUGCUGGCCACCGUCUCCAUCCUCUUCGUCAUCGUGUCCAUGGUGGUGCUGUGCGCCAGCACCCUGCCCGAAUGGCGGGCGCCGGAGAACCGCAGCGUGGAGGAGCAGAGCAGGUACACAGCAGAGUCAGUCAGGGAGCCCUCAGGGAUAAUUGAAGCUAUCUGCAUAGGCUGGUUCACUGCAGAGUGCAUUGUGAGGUUCAUCGUUUCAAAGAACAAGUGUGAGUUUGUCAGAAGACCUCUCAACAUUAUUGAUUUACUGGCAAUUACUCCUUACUACAUCUCUGUUCUAAUGACAGUUUUUACAGGGGAAAAUUCGCAGCUCCAGAGGGCUGGAGUCACCUUGAGGGUCUUAAGAAUGAUGAGGAUUUUUUGGGUGAUUAAACUGGCUCGUCAUUUCAUUGGCCUUCAAACACUUGGUCUGACUCUGAAGCGUUGUUACAGAGAGAUGGUGAUGCUCCUUGUCUUUAUCUGUGUUGCUAUGGCAAUUUUCAGUGCACUUUCCCAGCUGCUUGAAAAUGGGCUGGACUUGGGAACUAAGAAUAAGGAUUAUGCCAGCAUCCCUGCUGCUUGUUGGUGGGUGAUCAUCUCUAUGACCACAGUUGGUUACGGUGACAUGUGUCCCAUCACAGUACCAGGAAGGAUUCUUGGAGGAAUCUGCGUCGUUAGUGGCAUCGUUUUACUAGCCUUGCCAAUCACUUUCAUUUAUCAUAGCUUUGUGCAGUGUUACCAUGAGCUCAAGUUCCGAUCUGCUAGGUAUGGUAGAAGCCUCUCUGCUGAAUUCUUAAAUUGACCCAACUUGAAUUCUGUUGUAGUUACUUGCUAAGCUUUGUCUUAGAAGAGAAUGGUGGGAAGUCCCUUCACGUUUCCUCCUUGACUGGACGGUCCUAUGGAACAACAUUCUCGCCCGCCUGGAGAAAGCCUGUCACCAGUCAGACAGGAAAGAUGGCUACCUACCUUGGGCACCUUGCAAGGAGAGAGUGAUAUUUUCAAAUCCGAGAGAACAAAAUGACAAAACAGGAUUCAGAAAUCCUCAACCAGACCAGCUUGGUCUUCAGUUUGCCUUUCCACACAAAAGCAGAACAAAUAAAUGGGCUUAACACCGAGGUCCAUCAUUCCCAUAGUUACAUCUUAUAUCAUUCAGAGCAAUGUGUAGCAGAAGUACAUGCAGCUCUGAAUGUUGUAGCAAAGACCUCCCUAACCACAGUUACUUUCUUCUCUGGAAUCAAACCUUUAAUAGAAGUGUUGUACUUU
Phasianus colchicus (ring-necked pheasant) is the source of this 1793-nucleotide messenger RNA. It is a transcript of the gene KCNG3, whose product is annotated as potassium voltage-gated channel modifier subfamily G member 3. The record is from RefSeq and is a predicted model, not a curated record. Gene Ontology annotation, cellular component: membrane; voltage-gated potassium channel complex. Gene Ontology annotation, biological process: potassium ion transmembrane transport; protein homooligomerization; action potential. NCBI's taxonomy places the organism in Eukaryota, Metazoa, Chordata, Aves, Galliformes, Phasianidae. Gene Ontology annotation, molecular function: delayed rectifier potassium channel activity; protein binding.